This is a messenger RNA of Sarcophilus harrisii (Tasmanian devil), 3521 nucleotides long. RefSeq names its product pleckstrin homology domain containing B1 (gene PLEKHB1). Gene Ontology annotation, biological process: regulation of cell differentiation. The coding region runs from base 279 to 983 and encodes 234 amino acids. The transcript has 8 exons. The record is from RefSeq and is a predicted model, not a curated record. NCBI's taxonomy places the organism in Eukaryota, Metazoa, Chordata, Mammalia, Dasyuromorphia, Dasyuridae. Gene Ontology annotation, cellular component: membrane.
GGGCUUGCGGCUGGCCCCGAGGGAGCCCAGCGGAGCCUCCGGAGCAGGGAGUCGGCGGCCGCCGGCGCGCAGGCGCGGUGCUGCGCUAGGGAGCAUCGGAUAGCAGCCGCGGCGGCGAGAGCAGCAUCAGCACCAGCCACAGCAUUCAUCUGAUAAGGGCUCUCCAAGGGUUUCUGACUUCCAUAUUCCAAAAGAGUUAAGAACUCCCGGACUAGAGGUACCUUGUCUCCUGUGGUCUGCCAGGUCCCAGCCCAAAUCUGGAAGGUCCCUUUGAAGAGAUGGCCCUAGUGAAGGCCGGCUGGCUCUGGAGGCAGAGCUCCAUCCUUCGCCGGUGGAAGCGGAACUGGUUUGCCUUGUGGCUGGACGGCACCCUGGGCUACUACAAGGAUGAUAGCCUGGAAGAGGAAGAGGACCGAGUGCUGAUCCGAUUCAACUGCCGAGAAGUAAAGACCGGACAGGAGUGCCCAGAGGUACAGCUCCCUGAGGGCCGGAACCGGGACUCCCUCCUGAUGGUGUACCUGAGGGAUGGCCCCCGCCUGACACUCUGUGCUGAGACUAAGGAUGAAGCUUUAGCAUGGAAGGCCGCCCUACUAGAAGCAAACUCCACUCCGAAGGCCCUGGGGGCAGUAGGUACUGUCCCCCUGUGGAGGUGGCGGGCUCGGCCUCGGGGCAGGUGCGUGGUCCACGAGUGGCACGCCAAUGUAGGGUGGCCCUUCUCUUGGGCAAGGAGACGCUGGGUCCGCAUCUAUGACCCCUAUGAUGACUAUUACCAGAUGGUGCCGCCCAAUGCCCACGACGCCACCUACAUCCGCACUGGCUACUACGGCCCCCCCUAUGGAGCUCCAGGAGUGACCCACGUCAUCCUGCGUGACUCACCCUACUAUGGCCGAGAUACUGGGGGCGAGCUAGCUAUGGGCAUGUUGGCUGGAGCUGCCACAGGUGCCGCCCUGGGUUCCCUCAUGUGGAUGCCCUGCUGGUUCUGAGUCCACAUACCCAGGAGCACCUGACGAUUCUCCCCACCAUUGGACAGAGAUCCUGGCCCUGGCCCUCAUUAGGUGCCUAUCUAUCCAUGGCACAAACUUCUCUUUGAUGGUCCUGUCCUGAUCUCCCCAGAAUCUUAAGGACUGGGUUUGCUCCCUCAACCUUUGCUCUGGUCAAGCUCUGGUAUCUCUAGUCUCUCCAAUGUCCAUGCCCUUCUGUGCCCCAACUACUAGAAUAGAUAUAAGAUAUCUUGACCCUCACAGUGUCCCAUAGUGAUUCCCCCAUCCACAGCUGGGUCUAGAGGUCUGAAUGGUUUUUGGUUUUUUCAUCCAUUCCCAUUACACACACACACACACACACACACACACACACACACACACACACACUCUUCCCAGCCAGGGAAUUAAACCAGAAACUUCUUUUUCUCCUGCACAUCAAACACAUUUACAGAUUCUUACAGAUUAUUCUCAUGGAUAUUCCAGCAUACAUACCCAUCAGACACAGAAACACAGGUCCUUCUUUUCCUUCCCCUAAAAACAUAUAGUUCAGUAGAGAAAGAUUGAGACCCACAAAAGAUCCUCAUUCCAACACCCUUAACUAGUCUCCUUUCCACACUCACUCCUCCACCCCUGCCCCUGCCAGCCAGGAUCUCAUGUUGGACAGGGGGAUUAAGGAAUGGCCUUGGUGGAGGGGAGCUACUUCCCAAAGUUUGAAUAGUCAGAAGCAGGAGGCUGGGUUUCGUUUGCCAAGCAAGGAAUCUGGAAAGUAACAGAAGAAUUGUUAGCCUGUCACAUGGGAGCUUAAGUACAGAGAGCCAGGGCUGUAUAUAGGGAGCUCCCCCUUCUACCCCAAGAUGUGAAGAGGAGAAAUAUACCUUGAACCCCUUUGGAACCUGAAGUACCUACUUCCUAGCCAUCAGGGCCCUAGUAACCAAAAAAGAAUGUGUAGUCCUGGGUGUCCAAGGGUCAGGAGAGAUCUGCCUAGAUCUUCUCAUUCCCCACAAAAUCUCUAGAUAAGCUAAAGGAAUUUUGCUAUUUAUUCUAAAGAAAAAAAGAGUCCUGCUUGCCAAUACAAAUGUUGAGAGCUGUCCUGUGGAGGAGGGGUCAGCCAGCUAGUAUACAGUAAGCCCCUACUAUGUGCCAGGCACAGUGCCCAGUGCGUGGGUUAGACAUUUCUGUUUGGCAGGACCGAUGGAUGGAAGACAGAAAGCCAUAUUAAGAUAAGGAAGAAGCUACUAACAGAUCUGUCUCACAAUAGAAAAGGUUACUUGGGAGGGAAUGAACUGCCUGUCAGUGGAGGUGUUCCAGGGUAGGCUGGAUGACUCCUGACCUGGGAGACUUGUGAAAGGGACUUCUGUCCUAGAAGGGAAGCUGGACUAGACACAAUCUCUGAAGGCCCUUCCAGCUUAGCAAGGACUGCAGACAACAUGCUUCUGGGAAAAUGCCUUACAUGUCUCAAGAUGGAAAGAACAUUAAGUUUAGGAGGGCCAGCUCCCAAAAGAUCUUCUCUGCCUUUGGAAGGACCCUAGACCAAUGAUUAUACACAUACCCUUCCCCACUUCAAAAAUACAGAACCAAAGGAGAGAACUUGAAACAGUCGUAGUAACCAUUUCACUCUUUUUUUCCCCUGGCACAUACAGAUUGACCUGAGAUUGGGAGUACUGUGUCUGAGCAGGGGCCUCCAAAGCCAGGCCAGGUCACCAGCCUAAUUUCUCCCAAUUGUCCUUUAUCCCACUGGCGCAACAUAGGCCCGGCACAAAAACUGUGAUGGGAGAGAAAACCCAGCCAGUUUUUAAAGGAAGGAGGGAGGGCUGAAUGCAAGAAGGCCUAAGUCCCACCCCUGCCCCCCACUCUCCCUCUCCCCACCCAUCUGAUGUCUUCCUCCUCCUGUCUGCCUGUCCUUUGCAUCUACAAUUCCACCAUUGGAGGUUUUCUCCUUCGAAUUAAUCACUGUCCUUACUCAAUUACUCUUUAAGUGCAAAUUCCUCCCCAAAUGAGUCUCUUAUAUGCUCCAAGCUUUCAGUGGGAGAAGUCAGAAUUAGUAAGGAUGCCUAGAGGGACUAGGGCUUCCAGGGGAAAAAGAACACAGAGAGAGAAAGCAGAGGGCAUUGGAUACAAUUCUCACUGACUUCACCGUUUGACCAGUGGAAAAAAGUCAUGCAAAAGACCCUGCCUUGGGAAACAGGAGGCCUUCAGCUCUAGUUCCAGCUUUGUCCUUCCUUUCCUUUGUGAGCAUGAGCAAGUUUUGCUUCCUCUCUUGGCCUUAAUUUCCCCAUCUGUAAAACUAGAGAAUUGAGCUGGAAGGUCCUUGGGAGCUCCAGAAUUCUGCAAGGACGUGCCGAGGGUUUCCCGCAGUUCUGAUCAUUUUUCCUCUCCCCCAGUGGUAGUGGCUCCCUGCCUGGGGAUCCCCCAUUCUGGAACAUCUUAGGUUUUUGCUAAGUGGUGGUGGUGGCAAUUGUGUAGAUUGUAAUGUUCUGUCCUGUGUAGACAGGAACCCAGAAGCUCCAGGAUUCUACUAAUAAAACCAGCUGUGAUACUGCU